AGAGAGAGAGAGAAACACCCAAGCGCACCGGUUUCGGGAUAGAGUUUCCGUGCGUAAGGGAUCCUUUUGGCCACCUUGGAUUCAAUUUCUCCUCCUGCCAAACACUCACGCAAAACCCCUUUGAAUGCUUGAGAUAUUUGUUUUUAACUCAAACCAUCGGACAGACUCAUGGUUUUUGCGCGUAACGCCGCUUGUGAGCGCGCUCCGCGGUCUGUGUUGCGUCCCUCGGGCCGCCAUGGGCUCCUAAAAUGCCUGGACUGUGGAAACGGAUAACGUUCUCCGUGGCCUCGGUGCUGUGUAUCGCCUCCACAGCGCUCCUGGUCGUGGCCUUGGCCUCGGAGCGGUGGGUCACCGGCCGGAUCCUGUGUAAAACCGGAGCGGAGAUCGUAAACGCGUCCGAUCCGGAGCUCGAUCAGUUCAUCGGGGAUAUUUACUACGGCCUGUUCCAGGGACGGAAGACGAAGAAGUGCGGGCUCGGGAAGAGGCGCUCCAAAAUCUACAUCUUUCCAAAGCUGGUGCAGACUUUGAACAGCGGUCUUCAUAUGAUGGUGAUCCUCUUCCUUCUCCUGGCUGUGGGCUUUGCACUGGUCAGUCUGUCGUUUUGUAUUUACAAUGCUCGCAAGGUUCCCUACCAGAGCAUCAAAGGUCACAAAGGACUGUACCUGUGGAACUUCAUCGCUGCUCUGUUUGCAGCCCUCGGUGUGCUGUGUUUCCUGGCAGCCAUGAGGCACCACCAACUGACCGAGCGGGUGGCCAACUAUCGGGAGAACCUCUUCCGCUUUGUCGUCCUGGACGAUGACCUGGACUGGUCUUUCUGGCUGGGCGUGGCCAGCAUUGGUAUGCACUUUGCCAUCUGUGGUGUAGUAGCUAUGAGCCGGAUCAAACUCCCCAAACCAGAGAGGAAGAAACCUAAAGAACCCACCAUCUCUGCUCUGGACCUGCUCUAUUGAACUACCAACCCAGGAGCAUGUUCACGCUAAAGACUGUCAGAGAAAACCGCACUGACUUAUUGAUGGCAGAAUGAAAGUUUAAAGCCAGUGUGGUGCCAGUGAGCCUUUAGAGUUUGCUUUGUAAGUCAAAUGCCUGUGAGGCUCAGUGCAGCCACAGCGAUGGAUUUUCAGUCUGGACUUACUGCUGAAUUGUUUCUCAUCAACAUUUAUAAUCACUGGAGAGUUGAUGAAAUGUUUCAAUUUCUGUUUUAAUCAACAGUUGUACUUGGAUGGAACUGAACAUCCUCUGCUGCAAACUGUCUAUUUAUUCAAGUGAUGUAAAUACAUGAUAAUAUUCUGUUUUACUUUGUCCAUGGAAUGUCACUGACACACAUUUCAAUGAAGU
Messenger RNA from Thalassophryne amazonica, 1335 nucleotides. It is a transcript of the gene clrn2, whose product is annotated as clarin 2. The transcript is spliced from 3 exons. Lineage: Eukaryota; Metazoa; Chordata; Actinopteri; Batrachoidiformes; Batrachoididae. The coding region runs from base 249 to 950 and encodes 233 amino acids. The record is from RefSeq and is a predicted model, not a curated record.